Messenger RNA from Sorghum bicolor (sorghum), 2531 nucleotides. RefSeq names its product protein DA1-related 1. NCBI's taxonomy places the organism in Eukaryota, Viridiplantae, Streptophyta, Magnoliopsida, Poales, Poaceae. The record is from RefSeq and is a predicted model, not a curated record. The transcript has 15 exons. Gene Ontology annotation, molecular function: ubiquitin binding. Bases 737 to 2254 code for a protein of 505 amino acids.
GUGUGUGUUUUUUUUUUCAAAUUCUCCCUACUCUAUUCCUUUGCUGCACCUGCACCUCCCCUUCCCGUCCAUGUCACGCUUUCGUCGCUUCUUUUCUUCCAUCAUUUCUCCCCGUUUCGUCGAGCUUCUUUUCUGUCGCCUCCCCGUUUCGUCUAUCUGCGGCCGGCCGGCCGGCCUUUCUGCUGCAAGGAAACCAAGACUAUCCGUCGGAUCUUUCAAGAGGGAAAACCAAGAUUCCGAGAGCAAGAAGCAGGGCGAUCUUUGCUGAAUUCGUAGGCUCUGAAUUGGAGCUGGAAGUGUGGUGAUUUCCUGAUUGGGGACAUAAGGUGGGGUUUGUGCCUACUCCCCAGUGACCUCCACGCGGUCCCUGCUGUUCUUCCAGUCAAAAUUCUGUACCCUCCGGUGCUGGGAUCAAGGAACUAGGCGUCAGAGUUGGGUUGUCUUGAACUCUUGAUUCGCUUCAUGGAAAUUUUAUCUGCUUUUCUCUGAAUUCAAGGUCCUCCCUAUCGUUUCCAGGCUUCCCGAGGGCUGCAUAUAUAGUUUUUGUUUGUGAGGUUCUCAAAAGGACAAUUUCAUGUCUUGUAAUCGAAGAGACAUGUUAAGCCAUUUUGUUGAAUUUGGAUACUUUUGGUUUGAGGAUCCAGACCAUAAAUAACUUGUAUGAGCUCAUGGGAAGAUAAGCGGCAUACAUAUCCAUUGCAGGAAGAAGGAUAUUGUCCCUCUCCAAACUGUAAACAUGGGUUGGUUGAGUAAAAUAUUUAAAGGUCCAGUAAAUAGAGUUUCAAGAGGACACUACAACGGGAACUCCCAUGAAGGCUAUUCAACUCAGCACACUAAAUCAUAUGGUGCACAUGGAAAUGAGGAUGAAGACAUGGAUCAUGCUAUUGCCUUAUCCUUAUCAGAGGAAGAUCAAAGGAAGGGAAAGACCAUUGAUACCGGGCAUCAUUUAGAUGAAGAUGAACAGCUUGCACGGGCUCUGCAAGAAAAUACUGGUCAUGACCUAGAUGAAGAUGAACAGCUUGCACGGGCUCUGCAAGAAAGUAUGAAUGAUGGACCUCCUCGUCAGGACAUUCCAAUUGAAGAUGUUCACCCAGAAAGUGCUCCAGCAAGUAGCUUGCCCUCAAAUAUUUUCCCCUCAAGUGGCUUGAGGGUUUGUGCUGGAUGCAAAAGUCCAAUUGGUCGUGGUCGGUUUCUCAGUUGUAUGGACUCUGUCUGGCACCCCGAGUGCUUUAGGUGUUAUGCUUGCGAUAGACCAAUAUCAGAGUAUGAGUUUGCUGUUCAUGAAAACCAUGCGUACCACAGGCCUUGCUACAAGGAGUGUUUCCAUCCUAAAUGUGAUGUUUGCAGUAGCUUUAUUCCCACAAAUAAAAGUGGCCUCAUUGAAUACCGGGCCCAUCCUUUCUGGAUGCAGAAGUAUUGUCCUUCCCAUGAAAACGAUGGUACACCUAGGUGCUGCAGUUGUGAACGAAUGGAGCCAAAGGACAGUCAAUACAUAACAUUAGAUGAUGGCCGGAGACUCUGCUUGGAGUGUCUGCAUACUGCUAUUAUGGAGACCAAUGAAUGCCAGCCACUAUACAUUGAUAUUCAAGAAUUUUAUGAGGGUAUGAACAUGAAAGUAGAACAACAAGUUCCCUUGCUUUUGGUAGAGCGACAAGCUUUAAAUGAAGCCAUGGAAGCAGAGAAAUCUGUGCACCACCUUCCUGAAACCAGAGGCCUCUGCCUAUCUGAGGAGCAGAUUGUCAGAACUAUAUUAAAAAGGCCAAUAAUUGGACCAGGCAACAGAAUCAUAGAUAUGAUCACAGGACCAUACAAACUCGUUCGACGGUGUGAAGUGACUGCAAUUCUUAUACUGUACGGGCUGCCAAGGCUGUUAACUGGCUCGAUUUUGGCUCAUGAGAUGAUGCAUGCUUACCUCCGACUUAAAGGAUACCGAACCCUGAGUCCAGAGGUUGAAGAAGGCAUCUGUCAGGUUCUAGCUCAUCUUUGGCUUGAGUCAGAAAUCACAUCAGGUUCUGGUACCAUGGCAACCACCUCAGAUGCAUCGUCAUCAUCGUCUUCAACAUCUUCUUCAUCGAAAAAGGGUGCAAAGACGGAAUUUGAAAAAAGACUUGGCGAGUUCUUCAAGCACCAAAUUGAAACAGAUUCUUCUGUGGCUUAUGGAGAUGGGUUUCGAGCAGGCAUGCGAGCCGUUGAGCGUUACGGCUUGAGAAGCACUCUUGAUCAUAUCAAGAUGACGGGGUCUUUUCCAUACUGAAGCUGGGUUUUCCCCUCACUUUGAAUAUGGGUAUAGAUUUUUUGAGAACUUUUGGUUCAAGUUAUACAUACGGAAAGCUGAAAAGGGUAUAUAUUGUCUACAGUAAAGAGAAGUAUCGAGAAGAGGAAUAAGGAUUUUGCUAUACUGUCCAUUGCAGGAAAAGAUGUUUUUCCUUUACAAUUAUAUGAUUUUACAGUACACACAUGAAGGUAUGCGGUCUUUAGCUUGGCCAACCUUGUAGAAUGCUGUCACUUAAUGCAAAAGAAAUUCGAAUCUA